Pyricularia grisea is the source of this 2127-nucleotide messenger RNA. RefSeq lists its product as uncharacterized. Lineage: Eukaryota; Fungi; Ascomycota; Sordariomycetes; Magnaporthales; Pyriculariaceae. The record is from RefSeq and is a predicted model, not a curated record. The coding region runs from base 1 to 2127 and encodes 708 amino acids. The transcript is spliced from 4 exons.
AUGUCGUCCUCCUACGGCGAGGGAAUCUACACCAUGGACAAGUCUGGCGCUGCCUGGCUUUUGGCCAGGCAGGUGGCCGAUGACUUGAUUAGGACAAACAGCACGGACUACAACAACUCUACGAGAAGUAGGACGAGCACUCAGAUGUUGAUCCAGGAACUCCGAUUCGCAUCAGCCAAAUCGAUACGAACCUCGACGAUAACCUUGGCCGUCUUUAACACGGUUGCGGCCUUUGCGACGGUUUUGGGUAUUUUAUGGGAGAGCUACUCACGGGAGAAGAGGACCAGGGGUUAUUCAAUAAGGCGCGAUGGACUCAACUUUGUGGCUGGGGCAGAUGUCUAUCCUCUCUUUCUGUCCUUGGGAAUUACCGUUCAAGGCAUCAUAUUCGCAGUGGCCCAAUCCAGUGGUCUCGAGAAUAUCUUCACAGCAGGAUGUACCCAGAUCGCCCAGUCCAUGCUACCCGCUUUGCUUCUUGUGCCCUUGAUCCAGUUGGUCUUUGGGCUGGAGGUCAUGUUGCGCGGCGUCAGAAGCCAACCGUUCCCGAAGCGGGGGCCGUGGGCUGUGAGCAUAUGUUUGACUCUCAUCAGUCUUUUGACGCUGGGUGCCUUCAUCGUGACCAUUGUCGCCGGGACUCCCGACUUUUGUUUUGCGUCUUUGUUUUGGUUUGUGUCUCGCUACUCGCUGGCUAUUUUCAUCAUCCUGCUGGUGAUCACGGUCAUCCUCUUCGGUGCCACCGUAACCACCUUUAUGCGACUGAGCCGAAACUCGGGUAUUGAUGCCACUGAGCGCAUGGGUGCAUCUAGGAUGGUCUUUUACCUGACCCUGGCCAUCAUCUCCAACGCUCUUGUUAUCCCUUUCUUCCAGCAACUGGCCUUUGAGGACCAGCGCUCGACUAGCUUUUCCGGACUACCGCUUACGCUGUCGAUGGUCGCUUCGGUUGUUACAGAGGUUUCAGGUCUUAUGACUGGAGGCCUUUACUUGUUCCUCAGGUCUAACCCCUUGUCCGCGAUUGGCUCCAAAUUGAGCGAAAAGGAGGAUACUGGACGCGAGAGGUUCAAGAACUCGAUCCAUGUUCAGGGAUCGGAUGAUGACCAGGACGACUCUGGCAUCACUUCGCCCAAUGGACUACGUCGUAUGGAUAGUGAGGCGAGCAUGAUAAGCUACUAUAAAAAGGACGAGGAGGCUGGAAACAUGCGCUCUAACCAGACAUACGCGGACCCGAUACCCUCGAACGAUGACGACUUCCCGAAACCACCCGAACCAUCGUACGCUACCCGAACAUCACGACGUUUCAAGGCGUCUUCUAUUUUAUCAGCGAUGCGACCGCUAUCCUCGAGAUCCAGUAACGCGCCUCUGCUUCCCGCGACUACUUACUCGCCUAAUGCGCCCGUUACCAACAACAACAACAACAACUCUACUGCGGUCAAGCCCCACCGCUUCGAUUUCUCGACACUGAAACCGCCACCAUCGAUGAAGAACUUCUCUAGUCGCCACAGGCGAGACUCCUCCAUUGCUUCUCACCUCACCGUGCAACUUGGACUGCGACUUUCAAACGUGGAGGACAUUAGAGGGCAAGGGCCGGGAAGGGAUUCCUGCACCGCGAUAAUCCCCAUGGUCGACCAGACCGGGGACUCGGGCAGAUCGAUCCAGCAACAGGGUUUAGCUCCGCAGCAGCAAAGGCAUAUGCCGAAACCGAGCCCCUUGGCUCAAGCUAUUACCAUUACGGCCGACGAUGAGGAUGUCUACGAAGUCUCCCUCGACAACAGCAAGCCCGCCGAGCCGACGGAUAUUUUGCUACCAGCCAAGGCUAUGGUGCCUGCCGUAAGCACUGUUGAUUCAAUGCGCGAGAUCGAGACCAAGCAGCUCGAGACCCUGAGCCCAACGGUUUACAGUCCCGCCGGACCUUCGCCCAAGUUGGUCAGCCCGCGUGGUGUUGGCUUCACCUCCCCGCCGCUCUCGAGAUUUAACAGCCAGUCGACGCAGCGAAGCGCGAGCCAGAGGAGCACCGCCAGCUCAAGGAGCACUGCCAGCAAGAGGAGUGAUAGCAGAAGAGGCCCGCCGCCACGCAAGCCCUCAACCAGGCAGAGUCCACCCCCGAGGUCCGACAAGGGCAGCGAGUGGAUCUAA